AUGAUAGGCGGGCUGAAGAGUUGCAUAGAACAGCCAUCUUUGCCCAAGCCUUCUACCCUUCUGCCGCAAGACAAGGCGUGUGAUACGGGCGGGAAAAGGAUCUUCCUUGACGUACAGUCAACUACGCCUGUUGAUCCCCGGGUUCUCGAUGCAAUGCUUCCGUUUUACACAACAGUAUUCGGGAACCCACACUCAAGGACACACCGGUAUGGAUGGCAAGCAGAGGCUGCAGUGGAGAAAGCCAGAUCCCAGGUGGCCUCUCUUAUAGGCUGCGAUCCCAAGGAAAUAAUAUUUACUAGUGGAGCAACAGAGAGCAACAAUCUGGCGCUUAAAGGGGUUUCCGGCUUUAAGCUCAAGGAGGGAAAGGCUGCUCAUAUAAUAACGCUGCAGACGGAGCACAAAUGCAUUCUUGACACAUGCAGGAAUCUGGAGGAGAACGGUGUGGAGGUUACAUACCUUCCUGUUGGAAAUGAUGGUGUGGUUGAUAUUGAUGACGUUAAGAAGAGUAUAAAAGAGAAUACCGUUCUGGUGUCUAUAGGUGCAGUAAAUAGUGAGAUAGGGACUGUCCAGCCACUGAAGGAGAUUGGAAUGCUGUGUAAAGAAAGGGGGGUUCUUUUCCACACGGAUGCAGCACAGGGAGUCGGGAAGAUCCAGAUUGAUGUUAACGAGAUGAACAUAGAUCUUCUGAGCAUGUGUGCCCACAAAAUCUAUGGCCCGAAGGGGAUAGGAGCUUUGUAUGUUAGGCGAAGACCUCGAGUCAGAAUGGUUCCUCUGAUCAACGGGGGAGGGCAGGAAAGAGGGCUUCGGAGCGGAACCGUUGCAUCUCCCCUGGUAGUAGGGUUUGGGAAGGCUGCAGAGAUAUGUUCGAAAGAAAUGAAGCGAGACUUUGAGCACAUCAAAGAGCUUUCAAAGAAGCUAAAGAAUAUGUUCAAGAAAAACAUUGAAGGAGUGAUCAUCAAUGGAUCUGAGAAAGGAUUCCCGGGGUGUGUGAAUGUGUCAUUUCCAUUUGUGGAGGGAGAAAGCCUUCUAAUGCAUCUGAAAGACAUUGCACUUAGCAGUGGAAGCGCCUGCACAUCUGCUUCACUAGAGCCGUCGUACGUACUUAGAGCAUUGGGCAGAGAUGAUGAGCUGGCACACUCUUCGAUAAGAUUUGGAAUUGGGAGGUUUACAAUGGCCAAAGAGAUUGACAUAGUAGCAAAUAAGACUGUCGAGGCAGUCCAGAAGUUGAGAGAGAUGUCUCCCCUCUAUGAAAUGGUUAAAGAGGGAAUAGAUCUGAGCAAGAUCAGUUGGACCUCGUGA
Molecule: messenger RNA, 1299 nt
Organism: Encephalitozoon cuniculi GB-M1
Lineage: Eukaryota; Fungi; Microsporidia; Unikaryonidae
Product: cysteine desulfurase
Exons: 1
Coding region: 1-1299 (432 amino acids)
Biological process (GO): [2Fe-2S] cluster assembly
Cellular component (GO): cytosol; mitochondrion
Molecular function (GO): pyridoxal phosphate binding; cysteine desulfurase activity
Source: RefSeq, marked provisional